CACGAAAUAAAAAAAGAAUUAAAUAAAUUUUUUAAAAUUACCCACACACAAGAUAUGGCUAUAUCCUUGCUGCAGGACGCACAAACAAGAACACUAGCCGCCGCUCUAGCUGGCAUGCAACAGCGCGAAGAAGUCGAUCGCUCUCUAUCACUCUCGCCUCCCAUGUCUGCCAAUACCUCAGCCAAUACCAGCAUGUAUCCCGGUUUGCAACAGGCCGCCGCUGCCUCAGCCUUUGGCAUGCUAUCACCCACACAAUUGCUGGCCGCCAAUAGGCAGGCUGCUGCUGCCUUUAUGGCCGCUCAAUUGCCCAUGUCCACAUUGGCAUCCACCUUGUUUCCACAUCAUCCUGCCUCGCUAUUUGGUUCCUGGGCUGCUGGUAAUCCAGCUGCCGGUUUAACUUUGGGUGGAGCUCCUCAUUCACCACCUGCCUCACCGCAUUCACCCAUCAAUGUGAAUACACCGAGCAGUGGCAAGCAUACACUAAGCAUGACUUCACCCACAGCCUCGCUGCAAUGCGAUAUGCCUGCGAAAAAAGCGCGCAAAAUCAAUGUGAAAAAGGAUCUCAUCUCGCCCAGCAUGGAAAUGUCCAUGAGUGUGAGUGAUUUGUAUAAUGGCAUGCCGGGACCCAUUUCGCCACCCUCCUCAGGCUCCUCGCCCAAUUCUUCAUCGCAUGAUGUCUCAAGUCCUGCCGGCGUUCUCAAUAAGGAUGGUACAUCUCGCGACAAAAGUUUCACCUGCAAGAUUUGCUCCCGAUCCUUUGGCUACAAACAUGUGUUGCAAAAUCAUGAGCGCACUCACACCGGAGAAAAGCCCUUCGAGUGCCCCGAAUGCCAUAAGCGUUUCACGCGGGACCAUCAUCUAAAGACUCACAUGCGUUUGCAUACGGGAGAAAAACCCUAUCACUGCUCCCACUGUGACCGUCAAUUUGUGCAGGUGGCCAAUUUGAGACGCCAUUUGCGUGUGCAUACCGGCGAAAAACCCUACACCUGUGAAAUUUGUGAUGGCAAAUUCAGUGACUCCAACCAAUUGAAAUCCCACAUGCUGGUGCACAAUGGCGAGAAGCCCUUCGAGUGUGAUAAAUGCCACAUGAAGUUCAGACGCCGCCACCAUUUGAUGAAUCACAAGUGUGGAGUGCAAUCGCCCAUAACACCAGCACUGAGUCCGGCCAUGAGCAAUGACUAUAAUAUACUGAAUUGUGACCAAAAGAGCUUCUAUGGCUCCGAGGAGUCCAUGGAAAUUGGCAAACCCUUGGUCAGCCAUUCCAUCAUGCAUUUGGCCGGCAUUUCCCAUAUGGAGGAGGAAGCUCCUUUAGAUCUGUCGGAAGAUGGCAGCCAAACCGAUGAGUCGUGUCCCCUGCGUUUCCGCAAGGCCAAUGAUAUACGACGAGUUUUCCGUUUGCCACCUCCCCAGAUAGUGCAUGUGGCCAGUGAUAUGCCGGAACAGACAGAACCCGAGGACUUGAGCAUGCAUUCGCCGCGUCAACACAAUGGCGAAGAAUUGGCAGCGUCCAAUCCCUCAUCGGCUGCCCAGAGUCCGGAGCCCAUGCUAAUGAUGCAAGAUGAUUUGGAUUUGGAAGACAUAGAUGAUGCUGCCACCAUGUACAUGCGUCAGCAACAACAUCAACAACAACAACAACAACAAUAUCAGCAACAACAUUUGUCUAAUGUCAAGCAAGAGCAGCAGCAGUAUCAGCAACAGCAUUUAGCCAAUGUCAAGCAAGAGCAUAUGGAAUAAGCAAACCAUAGAGACCAUGGCCAAAGGAUAAUUCCUAGAAUUUUUCCCCAGCACUACACAUAUAUAGUCAGAAACCCCAGGAAACCAAAUCCAAAGAUUGUAUAUACCAAAACAAAUCUAGCAAAUCUUGCAGGCGCAUUCUCCAUCAAAUGGAAAUGGCUAAACUCCCAAGGAACAAAAAAAAACGAGAGAAAAGCAAAAUUUCUAAAAUUU
This is a messenger RNA of Stomoxys calcitrans (stable fly), 1947 nucleotides long. RefSeq names its product protein krueppel. The record is from RefSeq and is a predicted model, not a curated record. Gene Ontology annotation, cellular component: nucleus. NCBI's taxonomy places the organism in Eukaryota, Metazoa, Arthropoda, Insecta, Diptera, Muscidae. The coding region runs from base 55 to 1734 and encodes 559 amino acids. The transcript is spliced from 2 exons. Gene Ontology annotation, biological process: regulation of transcription by RNA polymerase II. Gene Ontology annotation, molecular function: RNA polymerase II cis-regulatory region sequence-specific DNA binding; DNA-binding transcription factor activity, RNA polymerase II-specific.